GUGUGGCAGCUCGCGGGCGGCGCAUUCCAAUGUGAGCGAGAUGUAACCGCUGUGCGGACUUUGUGUUUCCAACCCGUCUUCAGUCGCAGUUUGAGGAAGAAAAGGAAAAUGUCCAACUUGAAGGAGGCGAACAGUUGUCCUGACGGUUAUCGAGCUCUGAGCACCGCGGAGCUACGCGAGCUCCUCCAGAACGACGACAAAAUGGACCAAAUCAUUCGACUCAACGAGAAGUUUCAGGAUCUUCAAGUGGACAGAGAGACGCUGCUCACCUCCAACCGGAGCUUGGCCGAGGAGAGUCUGGCUGAACAACCCCGCCUUAAUAAUGGCAAACUCCAGCUGGCAGAGAAGUACAACAAACUGUCCAACCUGGUAACCACAUGCUGGGAAAAACAGAGUCAACUGGAAGCUCGCGGCCAGAAGCACAGCCUGCAGACUGUGCAGAACCUUCUGCAGGAGGAGGUGGCACGUGCUGAGGAGCAUUCAGAGGAGCUGCUGGAGAAGUUCAUGGAAGGAAACGUAAGCCUGGAUGAGUUCUUGGACUCCUUUCAAAGCUCCAGGAAGAUGUAUCACAUCCGCCGGGCUCAAGCAGAGAAAAUGCAAGAGGUCGUUCAAGCCAAGAAGCAGCUGGGCAAAACCAAGAGAGCGGAGGGGAGUGGAGCUCCAGAAGUGAAGAAGGACUCCGAGCAGCCUCAAGAGCCCCAGAGACCCAACGGCUUCGUGGCUCAGGGGCCUCUAAGGGUGUUCCAAGUACGUUACGGCCUCACGCCAGCCAUCCUCCUUCCUCAUUACCCAGUUUCUCCUCCUGGCUCUGCUCCAGGCCAUCAAAGUAGCACUCCCACUCCUGAACCUCAUGUGGGACAGACCCACAUCCUCAGUCCCAGCAACCCACUUCCAGGACACGGCCAGCCGGUCGGCCUCAGGGUCAUCGGACAGCUGCCGGGCGGCUGGCCGGCUAACGGGCGGCCGGUGCGAGUACAGCAGCUUUACAGACCGAACUCUCAGCAGCCUGAGCCGCCAUACCGAUAAAAGACAAAGACGUCUGGAGAGGUCUUCCAAGAUGUGGCUGUCACAUUCAUGUAAGCAAAGACUGACCCGGAGACAGGCGGCACCACCAACCUCGCUUUCUGUUCUCCAUCCAUGACACAUGUAAACACUGAGAGACGACUGGCAGAGCGGAGGUAGUGAGGCAUCAGGUGGCGGACGGGAAGCUCCAGGGAUGGGCGGCUGUAGCCACUUCAUUUUUAGUCCGGUAAACAAAUCUCGUCCGAGGCGACCACACAUCCCAGUUUAAUACUUUUUAUUAUUAAGAGCAAAGAAAAACCUGCAGAGAUCAGUUUUAUGUCACUGGCUGCAGAAAAGCAGCUGGUUAAAAAUCUCCUCCUGGUUUGGGAACAUUUAAUUAACAUUUUAUAAAUCAUGCCACUCAGCUUGUUCUCAUUAACCCUUAAAACUCCAAGCCUUUUUUUUUCAUGUAAAACUGCCUGUAGAAGCUGAAGCAUUUAAUCCCAGUCAGCAUGUUUUCAGCCUCAGUUGUCAGAUUGAGACUAAAAUGAUGUAAAAUGAACGUAUGAAUAGAUAUAGCGGCAUAAAGGCCGACCAGAGCAAGAAAGCAGAAUUAAUUACUGAUAGAACUUUAUAGAAACACAGAGAUCAACAGUGACCAAGCCUUUUCUCAUCUGCACAUCAUUCUCUCAAGUCUUGGCUUUCAGGAGAAAAAAUAUUGGCAUUAAAGCAAACACACAACAGAAACUACUUACAUAUUUACAC
Messenger RNA from Melanotaenia boesemani (Boeseman's rainbowfish), 1767 nucleotides. RefSeq names its product VPS37D subunit of ESCRT-I (gene vps37d). The transcript has 4 exons. Bases 109 to 1026 code for a protein of 305 amino acids. The record is from RefSeq and is a predicted model, not a curated record. Lineage: Eukaryota; Metazoa; Chordata; Actinopteri; Atheriniformes; Melanotaeniidae. Gene Ontology annotation, cellular component: ESCRT I complex. Gene Ontology annotation, biological process: protein targeting to membrane; protein targeting to vacuole; ubiquitin-dependent protein catabolic process via the multivesicular body sorting pathway.